Messenger RNA from Haemonchus placei, 711 nucleotides. The record is from the annotation of a GenBank genome assembly. Lineage: Eukaryota; Metazoa; Nematoda; Chromadorea; Rhabditida; Trichostrongylidae.
AUGAAGGAGAUGCUUGGGGGUUGUUGUGUCUGUGCUGAUGAGAACGGUUGGACGGAUAAUCCGCUUAUCUACUGCGAUGGUCCCGGCUGUGAAGUAGCUGUGCACCAAGGCUGUUACGGUAUCCAGGAAGUCCCAGAAGGAGAAUGGCUGUGCGCCAAAUGUCAUGUCGCCGCCACCACGUACUCAAAUGGUGAAUUGAGUCGCAAUGGAUCUUCGAAUGGUGUAAGCCAUGACAUGAUUAAGGCACGUUGUGAGUUGUGUCCAUUCAGCUAUGGAGCUCUCAAGCGCACAGAGCAAAAGGGCUGGGCUCACGUUAUUUGCGCUCUUUAUAUCCCGGAAGUGCGAUUUGGUGAUGUACAUAGCAUGGAUCCUGUCAUUUUAUCAGAUGUGCCAAUGGAGAGGUUCGAAAAGCUUUGCUACAUCUGUGCAAACGCGGGCGAUUCGCGGGCUGCUCAGAUGGGCGCGUGCAUGUCAUGCAAUAAACCUGGCUGUAAGCGAGGAUUUCACGUAACCUGUGCCCAACAACGCGGUUUACUUUGUGAGGAGGGAGGGGGUAGCAAGAAUGUGAAGUAUUGCGGUUACUGUGAGCACCAUCUGCGUAAAGCGUACAUGGUAUUUUAUCGGCUGCUUGGUCCAGCCUCUUUACGUCUUGCCAGUUAUCGAUUAUGCUCUGUCACUUCCAACGCUACGCUGAACACUAUGCAAACCUAG